UUCGAGGGCUAAGGACGUUAAAUAGUGGCAAUGCGGUCAGUAUGCCUAGUAUUUCUGAUAUUUAUUGUACAACAUGUUUGUCCGCGCUCCGGAUUUGUGUUCGAUCAUAAAGAAUGCCUGACAUCAGAAUACACGUGUGGAGAUGGCGAAUGUAUUUCCAAGACUAGAAUAUGUGAUGGCAUUAAAGAUUGCAAAGACGACUCAGAUGAACAUCAUUGUGAAAUGUAUCGUUGUGAAGAACCGGAUUGGUACCGUUGUGCAGAUGGAGAAUGCAUUUCAUCUAGCUUUAGAUGUGAUAAGUCAAUGGACUGCCCUUCGGGAUCCGAUGAACAGAAUUGUGAAGAUUUUGUUUACACACCACCCUCAACUAAUCAUUCAUGUGAACACAAUGAAUGGAUGUGUGCUGAUAGAAUGUGUAUACCUCUCGAGUUUGUGUGCAAUGGAGAUUUUGAUUGCAUGGAUAAAUCUGAUGAAGACAUGGGGUGCAAGGAUCAGCAUGCAUGUGAUGGAUUUCGCUGUCGCAAUGGACAUUGCAUAAGUGAAGAUUGGGUUUGUGAUGGCGCAAUUGAUUGUGCAGAUGGUUCUGAUGAAAUAGAUUGUGAUUCUAGACCUGUUACUUUUAUGUGUAUCUUGGAAAAAGACCACUACCCAUGCCGUGAUAAUUCAAGUUGCAUCCCAAUAAAUAAAGUCUGUGAUAAUAUACCACAUUGCAAAGAUAAAUCUGAUGAAGGGGUUGGGUGCCAACAAGAUUGCACUAGUCUAUCGUGUGCCAAACACUGUGUAAAGACUCCAGAAGGCCCUCGAUGUGUUUGCCCCUCUGGUUUCCAUAAUCCCUUAAACAGUGACUUUUCUCACAUGCACAAGAAUUGGCAAUACAAUAACAAUGAUAACUGCACUGACAUAAACGAAUGUGCUAUUCAUGGAAUGUGCAGUCAAAGAUGUGAAAAUACUAUUGGUUCUUACAAAUGUUUGUGCGAUAUGAAAUAUACACUUUCAAGCGAUAAAAAAAGCUGUAAAGUUAAUGGUGGAGAAGCCUUGCUGCUGUUCAGUUCCAGAUCAAAUAUAAGAGGUUUAUAUUUAGAAUCAAAAAUUCUUUUCCAAGUAAUCAAAAAUCAAAGACAAAUCAUAGGUGUGGAGUAUGAUGGUAAUCAUGUGUAUUGGACUGAUGUUCAUCUUGGAACUGAAUCAAUUUUACGUUCUCUAGAAGAUGGCAGUCAAAUGGAGGUUCUUUUAACAUCUGGUUUGUCAGCACCAGAAGACUUAGCAUUAGAUUGGCUUACUGGAAAUAUUUAUUUUACUGAUGCUGAAUUAAUGCAUAUUGGCGUUUGUUCCAAUGAUGGCAAACAUUGUACAAUUAUAGUAAAUGAAAACAUACACAAGCCUAGAGCAAUAGCAUUAUAUCCUGGACGAGGUCAAAUGUUCUGGUCUGACUGGGGUGAUAAUCCACAAAUUGCCACAUCUUCCAUGGACGGUUCUUCACCUAAACUGUUUGUAAGCACCAAUUUGCAUUGGCCAAAUGGUAUAUCAAUUGAUAUUCCAAAUAAGAGACUAUACUGGGUGGAUGCAAAACUGCAAACGAUUGAAUCCAUUAAUUUAGAUGGAACUGAUCGUCGGAUUGUACUUAAAGGUGUCACCAAACACCCAUAUGCUAUUGCUAUAUUUGAAGAUCAAAUAUACUGGAGUGAUUGGGAUUCGAAAAGUAUACAAUCAUGCAAUAAAUUCACAUGCAAAAACCGUGUUACAGUGGCUAAAGAAUCCAAAGAAUAUAUUUAUGGAAUUCACAUUUACCACAGCGCCCUGCAGCCCAAACAUGAUCAUCCAUGUAUGAAAUCGUCUUGCAGUCAUUUGUGUUUAAUAAAAAGUGCACAUGAAUACUCCUGUGCUUGUCCAGAAGGUAAAGAAUUGUCAGCUGACAAAACAUCUUGCAGAGAAACUCAAAGACAAAGUGAAUUAAUUAUUGGAGCUGGAAAUUUAAUGGUUGGUUUGAUGCAUCAGAAAUUAGGACGACAUGAAUUACAUGGUGUUCCAAUGAAAAUUAAUAUGGAUGUCUUAACAUAUAAUAGCUUAAAUGGUGAAAUAAUUGUGGCUGAUAACAAUAAAAAAUUCAUAUACACUGUGGACAUGUAUACUACCAAAUCAUCUCGUCUCACUGAUAUUAAAUCUGGUGAAGUGGAAGCCAUGCAUUUCGAUAAUCUUGCAAACAACUUAUUUUGGAUUGAUAGUGUUCAGCAAACGAUUGAAGUACUUCAUCUUGAUACUGGCGUUAAAGGAUUUAUUUUACAUGGUUUAGGAGAUCAAGUACCAGUUGGAUUUGCUAUUGUUCCAUCUCAUGGGAUUAUGUUUGUUGCUUUUCGAUCACACGAUCAUACCCAUAUUGAUCGUAUGCUACUGGAUGGAAGUGGAAUCCGAACCCAUGUUGUGGAAGAUGGUUUAGGUAGAUGGGGAAAAAUUUCUAUGGUGUAUGAUCAUGAUCUACAACGCGUUUUCUGGGCUGUCGAAGAAACUGGCAGAAUUGAAAGCUCUUCAGUUGAUGGUGAUGACAGACAUGGCUUCAGACAUACGAAAGAUAAACCCAUAGCAAUUGCAAUUUUGGGAAAUGAUCUAUUUUGGACAACAGCAGGCAAUAGACGUUUAUAUUGGGCAGAUAAACAUAAUCUUGGUAAUGGAUUCAACAAAAAACUAACUAUAGAUAUUGAGCGUAACUUGAAAUCUGUACCUCUGACCGCUAUAACACCACGCACCAUUUCAAAUCAUUUGUGUAUUCAUGAAAAUGGAGGAUGCUCUCAUAUUUGUAUUCCGAUGAUGCAAGGAAAGAUUAGUUGUCAUUGUCCAGUUGGAUUAUCUCUAGUGCCUCCUUACAACAUGAGCUGUGAAACAAUUAUUCACUGUACUGGAGAACAAUUCAGGUGUUCAGAUACAAACAAAUGUAUACCUAUGAUUUUACGAUGCAAUGGAAAUAAAGACUGUGAUUUUGGAGAAGAUGAAUCUGAUUGUGAACGUUACAAAGAUCGCCAGUCCUGCGCUGUAAAUGAAUUUCAAUGUAAUGAUGGUAUUUGUAUUGAGUAUCACUACAAAUGCGAUAAACAUUUUGAUUGUCCAGACAAAUCAGAUGAAGAAAAUUGUGAAAACUAUGUAUCUUCUUCAAAAUGUACACACGCACAAUUUGAAUGUGCAAAUGGGCAAUGUAUUGAUAACAGAUUAUUAUGUGAUGUCUUACCGGAUUGCUUAGAUGGCAGCGAUGAAAAAAUGUGUGAUCAUGUCACAUGUGAAUCUAACAUGUUCCAAUGUCAAUCUGGUUCCUGCAUACCAUCAUCAUGGGAAUGUGAUGGAGAAAUUGAUUGCACAGAUGCUUCUGAUGAACAUACCUUCUGUGAGCCAAACACAUGCAAAGACAAUCAAUUUACUUGUACUAAUGGAAAAUGUAUUGAUAUGGAUUUAAAAUGUGAUCAUGAGGAUGACUGUGGAGAUUCAAGUGAUGAAAUAAGAUGCCCUUCUAAAGAAAAGGAAUCAACAACAGAAACUGAUUUUAUUGACCUUAUUACAUGUGAACCUACUCAAUACACUUGUGAAGAAAGUGGGGCCUGUUUGCCAGAAAUAGCAAGAUGCAAUGGUACUGCUGAAUGCAAAUAUGGUGAAGAUGAACGAGAAUGUACGAACUGUCAACUUGAUGAGUUUACUUGCAAUUCAGGUCAAUGCAUACAACGCAAAUGGGUUUGUGACAAAACACGGGAUUGCAAUGGUUCUGAUGAAACAAUUACAACAGUGCAACCGGUGCAUUCUCAAUUUCUUCCUGUGUGUGAUGAAGACAGCUUUCGAUGCAAGUCUGGUGGAUGUGUUGAUUUCUUCUUAUUUGUUUGCAAUGGUAUUCCAGAUUGUUUUGAUGGAUCUGAUGAAAAUGGUGCUUGCAAAUGCAGUCCAACUCCUAAUGGUCCCCAAUGUUCUUGCCAUGAAGGAUAUCACUUAGCAGGUGAUCAUUUAUCAUGUACUGAUAUCAAUGAGUGCAAAGCGGAAUUGCAACAAUGUGGACAAAUUUGCACAAACUCCGCAGGUUCUUUCCAUUGCUCAUGUUAUCCAGAAUUUAUGCUAAGAUCUGAUAAAAGGAGCUGCAAAGCUACUGGAGAUCAAAUGUCCAUCUUAUAUCCACACCUAAGUCUGGAUGUUUCAAAGCACACAAGUACUCUAUACUUCUCCUUGCAUCUCAUUAGUCAAAUAUACAGAUUGGAUAUUAAGAGUGGUGAUGUCCAAUAUAUUAUGAAUAUUGGAAAACCAAUGAAACUUGCUGUUGACUGGACUGGAUACUCAAAUAUUUACUUUAUCAGCGAGGACGAUUUACAUAAAACACUGCGAGUUUGCCACAUAGAGAAUGCUGCAUCUGUACCAGAAUUAGUUGUGGAUCCCAUUAGCAAAUACAUUUUCUACACAGUAACCCACUGGUGGGUGUACGAUAAUCCUAUAACAAUCCUAUACAGGGCAAAUCUGGAUGGCAGCCAUGUCAUAGAACUACGUAAUGAGAAAUUAAACUUAAUAAGUGGAAUUGGUAUCGAUCAUCAUCAAAAAACAGUGUACUACUGUGAUAAACACAAAAACACAAUUGAAUCAGUAUCAUACAAUGGCUCUGAUCAUAGGAUUCUUGUAAAAGAACAAAAGCUGCUCACUGCUCCAAAUGGUUUAGAUGUUUUGAAAACUAUGCUUAUACUUUAG
Messenger RNA from Ctenocephalides felis (cat flea), 4701 nucleotides. Its product is annotated as putative vitellogenin receptor. NCBI's taxonomy places the organism in Eukaryota, Metazoa, Arthropoda, Insecta, Siphonaptera, Pulicidae. The record is from RefSeq and is a predicted model, not a curated record. Gene Ontology annotation, molecular function: calcium ion binding; protein binding.